AUGUACAAUUUCACUGGCAAAGGUGAUACAGACCCAAAGAUGGAUCAGAACUACAUAGGUCGUUUGAAGAUCAAAUGCAAGCCAGGAGAUGUGACCACCAUCGUCGAAAUGGACCCUGGAAGUUUUAAGAGUUUCGACACUGACUAUUACACCAUGGUUAGCAAAAGAAGAGGGUUGUUCGCAUCUGAUGCAGCCCUUCUUACUGAUAGUCAAACAAAAGCUUAUGUCUUGUCCCAGCUAAAUCCCUAUGCAUCCACUUUCUUCAAGGAUUUUGGAGAAUCAAUGAUAAAGAUGGGCAAAAUUGGCGUCCUUACUGGGAAAGCAGGCGAAAUCAGAAAACACUGCGCCUUUAGAAACUAA
This is a messenger RNA of Nicotiana tabacum (common tobacco), 360 nucleotides long. NCBI's taxonomy places the organism in Eukaryota, Viridiplantae, Streptophyta, Magnoliopsida, Solanales, Solanaceae. The record is from RefSeq and is a predicted model, not a curated record.